This is a messenger RNA of Larimichthys crocea (large yellow croaker), 2421 nucleotides long. RefSeq names its product T-box transcription factor 19 (gene tbx19). The record is from RefSeq and is a predicted model, not a curated record. Lineage: Eukaryota; Metazoa; Chordata; Actinopteri; Sciaenidae. Gene Ontology annotation, biological process: heart morphogenesis; regulation of transcription by RNA polymerase II; cell fate specification. Gene Ontology annotation, molecular function: RNA polymerase II cis-regulatory region sequence-specific DNA binding; DNA-binding transcription factor activity, RNA polymerase II-specific. Bases 410 to 1669 code for a protein of 419 amino acids. Gene Ontology annotation, cellular component: chromatin; nucleus. The transcript has 8 exons.
AUAAAUAUACAGACGUGAUGAGAUCUGAAUCAUCCACAGACUCCAGCGUUGAUCAGAUCCUCAGAAAUGUGAUUUAAAAUCCUGAAGUUUGCAAAGACAGAAAAAAUUCAAAGCAUAUGAAAAUCUAAAUGAAUUUAAAUGAAUUUAAAUUAUAUUAAAUGAAAUAAAGAGGUGUUUGGUUGCCGUGAGGAGAGUUGAUCAGUCCGCGUUCCCUUUUUAUUUGUCUCAGUCCGUCUUGAAAUGAACGUCCUCUCCAUCACGACACUUUAAACUGAAGUCGCGUCCUCGCUGAGCUUUCACUUUGUUAAAGUCGGCAGAACAUUGAUCAAACAGGAAUUCACACAUCACAUCAUGGUCUCAGCGUUCCUGUUUGAGCAGCAGUGAAUGUGUCUUUGUCUGUGUGAUCCAGAUGAAGGUGGAGGGAUUACAGGAGGACAGGGAGUCCGGUUCUGCUGCCACCGCCUCCGUUCAUGCCAGCCCCGGUUCGGCUGAGCGCUGCAUGUCACGACUGCUCAGCGCGGUGGAGAGCGAGCUUCAGGCCGGCCGGGAAAAAGGUGACCCGACUGAGAGGGAGCUGAGGGUGACCCUGGAGGAGGCCGAGCUCUGGAGGAAGUUCCAGCACAUCACCAACGAGAUGAUCGUCACCAAGAACGGACGCCGGAUGUUCCCGGUCCUGAAGGUCAGCGUGUCCGGUCUGGACCCCAGCUCCAUGUACUCCUUCCUGCUGGACUUCGUGCCGGCGGACGGCUGCCGCUGGAAGUUCGUGAACGGGGAGUGGGUGGCUGCAGGCCGGGCGGAGGGGCGCGGCGAGGGCCGCGGCCACGGCGGCAUCUACAUCCACCCGGACUCACCCAACUUCGGAGCUCACUGGAUGAAGGCGGCCGUGACCUUCAACAAGGUCAAACUCACCAACAAGGUCAACGGAGGAGGACAGAUCAUGUUGAACUCUCUCCAUAAGUACGAGCCUCAGCUCCACAUCGUGUGCGUCGGCUCUCGCCAUCGUCUGGUCUCCAACGUUUCCUUCAAAGAGACUCAGUUCAUCGCCGUCACGGCCUACCAGAACGAGGAGAUCACGGCUCUGAAGAUCAAAUACAACCCGUUUGCGAAGGCCUUUCUGGACGCUAAAGAGCGGAACCCAGGCGGGCGGGGCUUACCAGAGUCACUGGAGAGUCGAGCUGGGAUUCAACCCUGCUGGUCAUUGUGCUCGGCGGGUGGAGGCGGAGCUUUUCCUUAUGGCAGCAGCCUCCCGCUGACAUCGCAUCAUCACCACGGUUACAAACACCACGGUUACCCGGGGCGACACACACCUUAUCCCACCGCCUACCUGCCGCACCGCUCACACUCCUCAGUCUGUCUGUCUGAAGGUGUUCAGGUCUUAUCGGAUGGGUGGAGCAGCUCCUCCCCUCGCCCCGCCUCCUCCUCCUCCUCUUUGUCCUCCUCCACCUCCGUUCCCCUGACGAGUAACGCUCCUCCCUCACAGCCUCCUCCUCCUCACAGCUCCAGUCAGUAUCCCUGUCUGUGGACGGUUGGAUGCAGUGAGCUAAGCCCCUCCCACUCGCCCUGCACCGCUCUCCACGGACCAAUCAGCAGCGAGAGCCUCAUGCAGCCACCCAGUCACGGCCGAGUGGGCGGUGCUGGAUGGCCACCUGGCCCCACCCACUCUUUCUGAGGAGCGAUGUGAUUGGACACUGGAGGACCAGUUAAUAUGUGCACCAAGGGCAACUCUGAUGGCUACUCACAUCUACCUUUGAGUACUACACAUUGAAUACACAUACUGCUUUCUGCACAGUACUGCAAGUACUGCAAGUACUGCAAGUACUGCUGCUGGUGAAUGUUCAUACUGAAUGUCAUAUCUGCUGCUGGCUACUUGUAGAUACUUUUGGCUGUACUGUUAUGUCCUGGUAACUGAAGUACUGAAGGCUACCGAUACUGACGGGCUGUACUGGAGACUGAAUGCACAUACCAGUACCAGCAGUACCAGCAGUACCAGCAGUACCACAGCCACUGGUGGUAUGCAUUCAGAGCUAGUUCAGCUUUACUACUAACUGUGUAAAAAUAACUUUAAUCCAGCAAAUUAACAAAAACUAAGUUUGAAAUGAGAAAAAUCAAUCUUAAAAACAUUUUGCUCGUCCGUCUGUAAACAUCUGUACAGUCCAUCUGUGUUCGACCCGUGUCUGACCCGUGUCUGACCCGUGUACAACCCGUGUUGGACCCGUGUACAACCCGUGUUGGACCGAUCGCUGCAUGUCGUUGUUUCUUCUGAUUGUUGCUGAAAGCAGAAGCUAAAUGUUUAAUUUAAUCUUUGCAUGAAUUUUACUGCUGAGACAGAAACAGACUGUCAACAAAGGGUUAACAGAGAGAAAGUAAUCAGUAAUCAGUAAUCGGUAAUCAGUAAUCAGUAAUCAGUAAUCGGUAAUCAGU